CGCGGCCGGUGCCGAGCGAGCGCAGCCGGCGCCCCCUCCGCUCCGGGCAGCGGCCCCCGCGCAGCGAGCCGGGCAUGAGAGCGGCGCCGGCGGCAUGGCAGCCUCAGGGGUGUUCCGAAGGUGUGACAUUCUCCUGGUCUACAGCCCGGAUGCGGAGGAAUGGUGCCAAUACCUCCAGGACCUUUUCCUGUCCAGCCGGCAGGUCCGUGGCCAGAAGACGCUGACUUACCGGCUGGGCCCGGACACUUUCUUCUCAGCUGAGGACCUGACCUUCUUCCUCAGCACGCGCUGCAUCGUGGUGCUGCUGUCCGCGGAGCUGGUGCAGCACUUCGGCCAGCCGGCCCAGCUGCCGCUGCUGCAGAGAGCCUUCCACCCGCCGCAGCGCAUGGUCCGGCUGCUCUGCGGGGUGCAGAACAGCAAGGAGUUCCUGGACUUCUUUCCAGAGUGGGCGCACUGGCAGGAGCUCACCUGUGACGACGAGCCCGAGACGUACGUGGCAGCCGUGAAGAAGGCCAUUUCUGAAGAUUCUGGCUGUGACUCAGUCACCGACACUGAAACUGAGGACGAGAAGGUCCUGCCCUACUCGAAGCAGCAGAGCCUGCCGCUGGAAACUUCACCUGGGAACCUGAUGGUGGUGCAGCCAGACCGCAUUCGCUGUGGGGCAGAAACCACUAUCUACGUCAUUGUGAGAUGUAAGCUGGACGAGAGAGUGACGACCGAAGCCGAAUUUUCUCCAGAGGAUUCUCCCUCCAUUAGGGUGGAAGGCAAGCUGGAGAAUGAGUACACCGUGUCCGUGAAGGCUCCCGCCCUUUCAUCUGGGAAUGUUUCUCUGAAGAUAUAUUCCGGGGAUUUAGUGGUGUGCGAAGCCAGUAUCAGCUAUUACACUGACAUGGAAGAAAUCGGGAAUUUAUUGUCCAAUGCUGCGAAUCCUGUGGAAUUCAUGUGUCAGGCCUUUAAAAUUGUGCCCUACAACACAGAGACACUCGAUAAACUGCUCACUGAGUCCCUGAAGAACAACAUCCCCGCAAGUGGACUGCACCUCUUUGGAAUCAACCAGCUGGAAGAAGAAGAUAUGAUGACAAAUCAGAGGGAUGAAGAGCUGCCCACCUUGUUGCAUUUUGCUGCAAAGUACGGACUGAAGAACCUCACUGCUUUGUUGCUCACCUGCCCGGGAGCCCUACAAGCAUACAGUGUGGCCAACAAACACGGCCACUACCCCAACACCAUUGCCGAGAAACAUGGCUUCAGGGACCUGCGGCAGUUCAUCGACGAAUACGUGGAAACUGUGGACAUGCUGAAGAGUCACAUCAAAGAGGAACUGAUGCAAGGGGAGGAGGCCGACGACGUGUAUGAGUCCAUGGCCCACCUUUCCACAGACCUGCUCAUGAAAUGCUCUCUCAACCCGGGCUGUGAUGAGGAACUGUACGAGUCCAUGGCCGCCUUCGUCCCCGACGCCACUGAAGACCUCUAUGUUGAAAUGCUUCAGGCCAGUACAUCUAACCCAAUCGCUGGAGAAAGUUUCUCCCGGAACACUAAGGACUCUAUGAUCCGCAAGUUUUUAGAAGGCAAUAAUGUGGGCAUCGCCCCUUUGGAGAAGGAGCCGUCCCAUCAUGACCCGGAAGAUGUUUAUCACACAGUGGAUGAUGAUGAGGCCUUUUCCCUGGACCUGGCCAGCAGGCCCCCCGUCCCAGUGCCCAGGCCAGAGGCCAGUGCUUCUGGUGCUCACCAGGUGCCCGACAAUGAACCGUACAUUUCCAAAGUUUUUGCAGAAAAAAGUCAAGAGCGGCCUGGGAAUUUCUAUGUUUCCUCAGAGAGCGUCAGGAAAGAGACAGGCCCCCCGUCAAGUAUAUAUGAUCCCUUUGAUGGGAUGAAAAACGGCCAGGCCCAGCGCAGCUCAUCACCCUCCAGGGAGCAGGUGAAGCUGGGCAUCGUCAACGUGGACGAAGCCGUGCUCCACUUCAAAGAGUGGCAGCUCAACCAGAAGAAGCGUUCGGAAUCCUUUCGCUUCCAGCAGGAAAAUCUUAAACGGCUAAGAGAUAGCAUCACCCGAAGACAGAGAGAGAAGCAAAAAACAGGAAAGCAGACAGGCAGCACGAGUAACCGAUCCAGCACUCGGAGCCUCCUCAGUGUGAGCAGCGGGAUGGAGGGGGACAAUGAGGAUAAUGAAGUCCCUGAGGUUCCCAGAAGUCGGAGUCCAGGCCCCCUACAAGUGGACGGAACACCCACCCUGCCCAUCGAUAGGCCCCCCAGGGUGCCUCCCCGAGCGGCCUCACAGAGGCCUCCAACCAGGGAGAUCUUCCAUCCUCCUCCGCCCGUUCCACGCAGAGGUCGUUGAUUCCACCUCCUAGAAGCUGCCUACUCCAGGACUUUGAGACGAGCAGUUCCCAGCCUGCUAAUGAUGUCUUCAUGUUACGUUUUAUGGCAUGACUGCUGACCUUGAGACCCACUCUCAUUACUGAUAUUGUUGCAGCCCUGCUGGUUUGGGCUUUCCUUAAAGAAGAUAUUAUUAAGGCAUGGAGGAGGGAAAAACUAAGGACUUCAGUCACCAUUGCCAAGUAUAUUGAUCCAUACCCUUGUUUGCCAAAAGGAUGAAGACUUAAUUGGGAUCCUUACCUCUAACUUGACAUGUCGGAAGCCUGAAAGAUUGGUUAGAAAUGUGCAUUACAAGUGAUUUUACUGAAAUGCAUUUAUAUUAGGCCUUACUUAUUUGUUAAUCCAGACUAAUUUCUACAAGUGGUUAUGAUUUAGUACUUACAGUAUUCAAGUAAGAAGACAUACCCUGAUUUUUAAAUGAUGCUUCAACUUUUCUGUUGAACAGGCCAGCACUGUUCCUUCAUCUUGUAUUAAAACCUGUGAGCAGAUACCCAACUAUGUACAUAACAAAGUAUGAAGACUGAGAGACUGUGAACAGGAGGCUGGUGUUGCAAUCAAAUGCAGGAGGGUGUGUAAAUGCCAGGGCUGGUCACAGGCAAUAAUCUGAAAAAGCCUUUAGUGCUGUCUCCCCUUAUGUAGAGGUCAAAGCUGAGGAUCCAUCGAAGUCUGGAGCUGAGAGUGUUUGGUUGGCUAGAGGAAGAGGCAGUUCAGAACCUGGGCCUGCCAAUUCCAGGGGACCACACUUUCCAUCUCCAAAUAGCCAAACCCUCUCCCUCAAGAAGUGCCCAGAUGUAGAAAUUCAGUCAGUGACUGACACUUGUCCUCCAGAAGUUUCUUUCUUCCAUGAUCUCCCAGGUAUGGAACUACCAUGUAUUUCCCCCCAAACUUGGCAUUAACACUUCAGUGUGCUUUCAAAAAAGUGAUGCUGCCAAGGAGCAUCUAUUAGUGGUUGGGACCAGAAGCUUGGGAUUCCAGGGACCCCAUUUAUUGCUCUGCCGUCUUUAUAGGUCUUAGUUCUGGCCAUAAAGAGAGAGGGGGGUCCUUGGCAUUUUCUCUGCUAAGGGGUCCGAAGGGGAAGGAAGAACCUAAAGCAGAAAUAGUUAUUUCCUUAUACACCUAUUAUUACCACUGGGCUUGGGAAAUCUGUUUGUGCAGAGAAUAUAGAGCCUAAAGUAUGUCAUUAAUUUUGAGUUCCUGCCACAUCAAUCUACCUUCAAAACAUAGGUCCUUAAUUUGAUAUUUAACCAUAUAAUAAAAUUAGUAUUGGACCUAGUUCUUUAAAAAUGUCAGAAAUCUUGUGGUUUUCCAGGAAAUUAUUCUCUGUCCACACAGAUGUAUAAAAGCCACACUAUUAAAGAUCAUUUAGUACA
Messenger RNA from Myotis lucifugus (little brown bat), 3743 nucleotides. It is a transcript of the gene PIK3AP1, whose product is annotated as phosphoinositide-3-kinase adaptor protein 1. Gene Ontology annotation, biological process: signal transduction. The coding region runs from base 95 to 2335 and encodes 746 amino acids. Gene Ontology annotation, cellular component: cytosol. The transcript has 16 exons. NCBI's taxonomy places the organism in Eukaryota, Metazoa, Chordata, Mammalia, Chiroptera, Vespertilionidae. The record is from RefSeq and is a predicted model, not a curated record. Gene Ontology annotation, molecular function: phosphatidylinositol 3-kinase regulatory subunit binding; signaling receptor binding.